GAGAGAGAACGGGAGAGUAGAAGGAUAGAGAAAAACCUCAAAUUGAACCCAGGCAAUGGAAAAUCUCUGUGGAAGCCAGUGGAGCGCGUAGCUGAUUGUGACAAGAAAUAUGACUCUCCUUCCCCUUUCUCACUGGUCUGAUUAAAGCUCUCACUUGGAGAUGACCCACACACACGGAGAACAGAGAGAAUAAAAGGUAGAGGGGAAAAGGGAGAGUCUUUGAAUUUAGAUGUGACGCUGAGAAGGUGGAGAUUGAUUUGCCUAUGCACUUAACGGAACACAAUGACAAGGUGACGCAAACGUACUCUCCUUGACCAUCAAAACAAUCUCUCCAACACUAAAACCCUUCCAUUCGGAAACCCUUAGGCUAUACUGCAGCCGAGUGGGACCGGUUUAACAUUUACAGUACAACAAAAAGACAGGAUGGUUUUGAAAUGUGUCCACAGGCAUCUCUUGCUCUACUUGCUUCCAUAUAUCUGAGUGACAUUUCAGUAAGGGUCCAUUCUGUAUAUCUGAUAUUUUACUGGCAGGGCAAAUCAAAGCCAUAAUCUACUUCCAUGUAAUACAAAAGCCAUUAUGCUAGUUAUAAUUUCAGCAAAGUGGCAUCAUGAUAAUUACCAUAACCGAUUGACAUAACCGUGGGCUCCUAAAUAUUCAUGCAUUCCACUCUGGAUCUUAAAGUUAUACAGCUGAGCUGAUGGUAAAAAGGAGGAGGUGGCAGAGGAGAGCUGAGCAGGGAGAACGAGCGAGGAAGAGAGGGGGAGCUGAGAGCACGUAACCUGCCUACAAAUGAACACCACUAUCAAAGUCUAGUGGCUCGGUGAGUUUAUUCAUGGCUCUCGUGUCCUCAAGGUUUGCUUUACAGCCGAUACUUCUUAUGUGGAUUUUUUUUUGGGGGGGGGGGUCGUGUAUUCCUGAUAAUGAUUCCGCGUCAAGCAGUAUUCCACUUCUGAGCGACUUCGACAGCUCAGAGCACGGCCAAUAAGCCCGCACAGCUCCUUCGUGACUCACUGGAUCUUCGGCUGCCAGACCCGAGGUGUCAAAUUCAAGACGGACAUACCGAGAGACGGAGAAUCGUGCAGCCGCGGUGACCGUGGAAUAAUUCAGCAAAAUGACAAGCUUAUUUGACCGACUCAGAAGAAAGAAAGGAGUCUUGACUGUUUAAAUGUGAACUUAAUUUGGACAAACUCGAAGAUCGACAGAGGGCAAUUACUUUUCCCUAUUUAACAGGGAGCCUAUUCAAAUAUUUUUGGACAUAGCACAAACAAAGCAAAUCGAUGUAAAUAAUCCGUUUGGACCUUCAUGUUCAUCCAGGGACCACUCCACUUCUACUAAUAGGCGAAGUGGAUCUCAAUCAAGCCAGGUGGAGCGGCAAAGCAAGAACGCAUGCUUUGGGCAUGGUGCCUACGCCCCAGGUGUGCGUAUCAACCCUGGUCACAGUGAGCACAAUGGCAGUGGUCGACCUCUACCUGCUGGAGCAGAGCAUGCUGGGAGCCCGGGGCAAGGCAGGGCCCGGCGUGUGGCCGUGCGCCGCCGUGCUGCUAGGUGACCUGGGCUUCCUGCUGGCUCUGAGGUUUGUGUCGGCGGGCGUGGUGUCGGAGGCGCUCUCCCCCCGCCGCGGCUUCGCCAACGCCCUCUGGUUCCUCUUCCUGUCCCUGCUCCAGCUCAAACUCUUCUUUGUCUGCCAGAACUACCGGACGGAACGUCGGCCACCCGACCCCCUGGCCAGGAAGACACUCACCCUGCUGCUGUCUAUCUGCCUUCCCUCCCUGUUCCUCAUCCUGACUGGGGCUGACAACAUGACGCCAAUGCGGAGGAAGCAGGAGGUGCGGGGGAGGCUGCUCUGGGUGGUGGUGGACCUGCUGGAUGUUCUGGACCUGCAGGCCGGGCUGUGGGAAGCCCACGCAGGGGCCACUGAUCUGAGGGUGCCCCUGUGGGCCGAAGGCCUGGUGUUCUUCUACUGCUACGCCUUGCUGCUGCUGCUGCCCUGCGUGGCCCUCACAGAGCUGGGAGCCGCCGCCAUGCCGGGACAGAGAGGGGCCCGUAAGGAGCCCCUGUACCCUUGGCUCAGCCUGGUCACCAUCAACGUGUUCACACUGGCCCUCAGGGGAACGGGCAUGCUAUGGUACAGGGACCCCCGGGUCUCGACAGUGUUCCUGGGGAAGAACCUGCUGGCCCUGGCUGUGAAGCUGAGCUCAGCCUGGGAGAGGCACAAGCAGGGUGGGGACAGAGGGACGGGGGCUGGGGACGGAGCAGAGGCAGGGGGGGAAUCCACCCUGGCAACGCAGAGCUCAGAGCAGACGGAGGACCAAGCCACAGGCAAAACCACCCCUGGGCCACCCUCCCGCUACCACACACCGUCCCACUCCCACAGCCACGGCUACUCCCUGUCCCAUGUCAGUCUGGAUCCCACAGAAACCUCCAUGGGCCCCUCCAUCUCCCAUGAACUCUAGAAACUGUCCAGAGAGAAAGACAGCACGGCAUCAGCCGUCAAGCUCAUCAGAGCUCCCAGGUCAGGGAAGCAUUUAGCACUGAAGAGAAGAUAGUUGGCCUCACAGAGACAGAAACUAAAAACCACAGGAAACCAACCCAGGCAAUCACAGCAGUAACUCAUCCAAUUAGCUAACUUUGGUUAAAGGGAUGAUUUUUCAAUCCCCUGGGUCCCGGUCACCUGUAGUAUUUGAGAGAGGGCUGGGGUGACAUGAGAAAUGUAAAGCGAAGAACUGCAUUGUUUUCCAAGGAGCUACAAUCAGUACUGGUUCCAGAGACAUCGGUGUCAUAUGGGACAUAAUCACGUGGUGUUUGUCAGUGUGUUUCCUGUGAAAGCUCUUCCACAGCUGUUGUCGGCGACACCUCCAGGACAGCUUACAAACUGAAAUAAAGUUUUUCAUUCUCCCAG
Messenger RNA from Salvelinus fontinalis (brook trout), 2899 nucleotides. RefSeq names its product transmembrane protein 121-like. The transcript has 2 exons. Lineage: Eukaryota; Metazoa; Chordata; Actinopteri; Salmoniformes; Salmonidae. The record is from RefSeq and is a predicted model, not a curated record. Bases 1398 to 2453 code for a protein of 351 amino acids.